This is a messenger RNA of Suncus etruscus (white-toothed pygmy shrew), 1474 nucleotides long. It is a transcript of the gene SLC10A6, whose product is annotated as solute carrier family 10 member 6. The record is from RefSeq and is a predicted model, not a curated record. Gene Ontology annotation, biological process: bile acid and bile salt transport. Gene Ontology annotation, molecular function: bile acid:sodium symporter activity. NCBI's taxonomy places the organism in Eukaryota, Metazoa, Chordata, Mammalia, Eulipotyphla, Soricidae. Gene Ontology annotation, cellular component: membrane. Bases 1 to 1101 code for a protein of 366 amino acids. The transcript has 6 exons.
AUGCGAGGGAACUGUUCCAGCAGCGCAGACUGCCCUGCCAACCGCUCCGAGGGGCAGCUGCCAAUGGGGCCGGCGUUGUCUGAGAGCCUGGAACUCGUCUUCACUUCGGUGUCAGCCGUGAUGAUGGCUCUUCUGAUGUUCUCUUUGGGCUGCUCCGUGGAAACCCGCAAGCUCUGGGCACACAUCAGGAGGCCCUGGGGGAUUGCCGUGGGGCUGCUCUGCCAGUUUGGACUCAUGCCCCUCACAGCCUAUCUCCUGGCACUGAGCUUCUCUCUGAAGCCAGUCCAAGCCAUAGCUGUUCUCAUCAUGGGGUGCUGUCCCGGAGGAACCAUCUCCAACAUUUUCACCUUCUGGGUGGAUGGUGAUAUGGAUCUCAGCAUCAGUAUGACAACCUGCUCCACGGUGAUUGCCCUGGGAAUGAUGCCCCUCUGCCUUUACCUCUACACCCGGCCCUGGAAUCUGGAAAAGAGCCUUACCAUUCCCUAUCAGAACAUAGGAAUUACUCUUGCAUGCCUGAUAGUUCCUGUGGCCCUUGGGGUCUACAUGAAUUACAGGUGGCCAAAGCAAUCCAAAAUCAUUCUUAAGAUCGGGGCCAUUGCUGGUGGACUCCUCCUGUUGGUGGUCGCGGUAGCCGGUGUGGUGCUUGCGAAAGGAUCUUGGAAUUCAGACUUCACCCUUCUGCUCAUCAGUUUCAUCUUUCCUUUGAUCGGCCAUAUCUCAGGCUUUCUACUGGCUCUUCUUACUCAUCAAUCCUGGCAGAGGUGCAGAACGAUUUCCUUAGAAACCGGUGCUCAGAAUAUUCAAAUGUGUGUUACUGUGCUCCAGUUAUCCUUCUCUGCUGAGCAGUUGGUCCAGAUGCUUUGCUUCCCAUUGGCUUAUGGGUCCUUCCAGGUUCUGGAUGGAUUUCUUAUCAUUGCAGCAUAUCAGCUGUACAAGAGGAAACAGAAGAGCAAACAUAGGGAACAGAAGACAGUAUGUGUGGAAGGAUGCGUUGAGCAGUCCGUCCCUUUCAAGGGGACCAGUGAAGAGCUGGAGGUGAAUGAAGACGCCUCUGGGACUCCUAGGCUGACAGAGAUAAUGGAGCUCCAUGAGCCUCUGUAGCUGUGGACUCCUCUGCUGUGCACAGGGAGCCUGAAUCUGAACAGAUCAGAGGUCACUGGGACCAGUAGAAACAGUGCUGUGCUAGUGUGUGGAUUUUGUGGACAGGGUCUGUGUGAUAUUGAGUUUUAGUGUAAGUGUAUUUCUAUACUUUGUGUAGCUAAAUAUGCACUUUGCUUAUCUUAUAGAAUUUUAAGGGGGACAUUGGGUGCCAUGAACAGGCCAUGUUUUGUCACUGCCAUUUGUAUUCUUGUCUUUCCACACAGAAGAGGGACAGCCUGGUGUCAAGUUGUCACCUGGGGCAGUUUAAUCUCCAGGUUGAAGGCUCUGUUGAGCAAGGUCACCUUCCUAAUCUGUGACUAGGACAGAGUCUUGG